Messenger RNA from Pipistrellus nathusii (Nathusius's pipistrelle), 1281 nucleotides. The record is from the annotation of a GenBank genome assembly. NCBI's taxonomy places the organism in Eukaryota, Metazoa, Chordata, Mammalia, Chiroptera, Vespertilionidae.
AUGCGGAGACUGCAGGUGGUGCUGGGCCACCUGAACGGCCGGCCCGACUCGGGUUCGAAGCCUGCGCCGCAGGCCGCGCCGUGCUGGGGCGGCCCUCCGCGCGCGUCGCCCGAGGACGUGGUGGUGGUGCACGGGCGGCGCACGGCCAUCGGCCGAGGGGGCCGCGGCGGCUUCAAGGACACCACCCCCGACGAGCUUCUCUCGGCCGUCAUGACCGCGGUUCUCCAGGACCUCAAGCUGAGCCCGACCCAACUGGGAGACAUCUGCGUGGGAAACGUGCUUCAGCCGGGGGCCGGGGCGGUCAUGGCCCGCAUCGCCCAGUUUCUGAGUGACAUCCCAGAGACUGUGCCUUUGACCUCUGUCAACAGACAGUGUUCUUCCGGGCUCCAGGCAGUGGCUAACAUCGCUGGUGGCAUCAGAAAUGGGUCUUAUGACAUUGGCAUGGCUUGUGGAGUGGAGUCUAUGUCCCUGGCUGACAGAGGUAACCCUGGAAAUAUUACUUCACGCUUGGUGGAUAAGGAGAAGGCCAGGGACUGCCUGAUUCCCAUGGGGAUAACCUCGGAGAACGUGGCCGAGCGGUUUGGCAUUUCACGGGAGAAGCAGGAUGCCUUUGCACUGGCUUCCCAGCAAAAGGCAGCGAGAGCCCAGAGCAAGGGCUGUUUCCAGGCUGAGAUUGUGCCUGUGACCACCACGGUCCAUGAUGACAAGGGCACCGAGAGGAGGAUCACCGUGGCCCAGGAUGAGGGGAUCCGACCCAACACCACGCUGGAGGGCCUGGCCAAACUGAAGCCUGCCUUCAAGGAGGGCGGCUCCACCACCGCUGGAAACUCUAGCCAAGUGAGCGAUGGGGCAGCUGCCAUCCUGCUGGCCCGGAGGUCCAAGGCGGAAGAGUUGGGCCUCCCCAUCCUUGGGAUCCUGAGGUCCUAUGCGGUGGUUGGGGUCCCACCCGACAUCAUGGGCAUUGGACCUGCCUACGCCAUCCCUGAAGCUUUGAAAAAAGCAGGGCUGUCGGUGCGCGACGUGGACAUCUUUGAGAUCAACGAGGCCUUUGCCAGCCAGGCAGUCUACUGCGUGGAGAAGCUCGGAUUGCCCCCCGAGAAGGUGAACCCUCUGGGGGGUGCGGUCGCCUUGGGCCACCCACUGGGCUGCACCGGGGCUCGACAAGUCAUCACGCUGCUCAACGAGCUGAAGCGCCGUGGGAAGAGGGCAUACGGGGUGGUGUCCAUGUGCAUCGGGACCGGAAUGGGAGCGGCUGCUGUCUUUGAAUACCCUGGCAACUGA